AUGGAGCUUACCACCAUUUUCUCCCUCAUCAUACCUUUGCUCAUAACUAUGCAGGUCCAAAUGGCCUUCUCAUCUGAGAUCGAAGACGACGAAGAAUACGUGCUCGACUCUCCAUUGCUGAACUUCAGAUCAAGAAGCAGAUUCUUGGGCAGUGUAAUCAAGCAAGGUGCUAAGUGCAAUCCCAUUAAGAAGAACAUCUGUAAUGGGAUUUUGGCGAACAAAGGAACAAGCAUUUUGUUUUGCUGCAAGAUAAAGUGUGUCAACGUUCUUGGAGAUAGGAACCACUGUGGGCAAUGUGGUCGUAAGUGCAAGCUUGGAGAGCUUUGCUGCCAUGGAACUUGUGUCUUGUACCAACAUUUUAAACAAUUGGCACCACUUGCACACCCUCAGGGCCGCCCUGCUCGAAUUUAUCCGAAGUUUCAUGUAAGGAGAUUGAAGGUAAUUGAAUGA
This is a messenger RNA of Prunus armeniaca (apricot), 450 nucleotides long. The record is from the annotation of a GenBank genome assembly. Lineage: Eukaryota; Viridiplantae; Streptophyta; Magnoliopsida; Rosales; Rosaceae.